AUGAAGAGCGAGAAACUAAGAGGCGAAGCUUCUCAGGGUAUGAUUUUGGCAGCCGAGAAGGAAGCAGCUGGAAACACGAUAGGAGAGCCAGUUCUCCCACCACAAUGCCCAGUUAUUGGCGAAAGGUUAUUCUUUGACGAUCCGGAUAGAGAUUUUGAACCGCCUAAAUUGAAAAGCAAGGUAUGGGAGUACCUUCAGCCAAAAUUAAAAACCAACGAACGGUCGCAACCUGUGUUUGGUGAAAAGGAAAAGGUCCUUCGCGGGACAAGCUCUGAUGACUUUGCUUCGGUGCAGUCCUUGGCGAAUGCUAUUAUAAAGUAG
This is a messenger RNA of Lodderomyces beijingensis, 321 nucleotides long. NCBI's taxonomy places the organism in Eukaryota, Fungi, Ascomycota, Pichiomycetes, Serinales, Debaryomycetaceae. The record is from the annotation of a GenBank genome assembly.